This is a messenger RNA of Megalopta genalis, 1843 nucleotides long. The record is from RefSeq and is a predicted model, not a curated record. NCBI's taxonomy places the organism in Eukaryota, Metazoa, Arthropoda, Insecta, Hymenoptera, Halictidae.
UUAUAUCUAAUGGAGAAACCACAUUGACUAAUGUAGGUUAGGUGUUUCUAAACAAUAUAUGUCUGUACAGGUAAUAACAGAGUGUCUUACCUUGAAACGCGUAAUGCAUUCCCCCGAUACCACUAUAUAAUUCUAGCACUCUCAUGAUUAAUGAUUCAUUUGAAAUUUCUUAAUUAUAGAUAUUCUGGCACGUAUGUUGUUAAUUGUCAAUAAACUCAUCUGCUCUAGUAUCGACGUGUUUUCAUCGUUCUUUGACAACUUUGUUUCAUACGUAUUGUCCGUUCAGUAAUGGAGGCUGGGCUACGUUUUGCGUCGCGCAAAAUUCUACGUGUGUGAUCUAACAUUACCUCGAAAAACUGUUUAUGGUACGAGAAAAAAAUGUAUAAGAAAAGUAAGUGUAAAUUUGCAAGUAACAGAGUAAUUAGUUAUUAAAACAAUGAUAAGAAUGCUCAAUGCGAAAACAAGAAGUCUAACCUGAACAAUGUGUUGACUUUUGGCUCUAUUUUGAUAAUUGUUUCGACGUUUACGAAGAUUUCAAUGCGCAAGGAUUCGCAUGAAAAAACCCCUAUGAUCCUAAUCGUAUUAACAAAGAUUGAUACUCUUCCUUAGCGAUAAAAGAUAGCGAAAAAUGAAUUUAUCGCAGGCCACCACCCAAAUGCGAUCGCAAUAUAAUUAAAAAAUGUUUCGAAGCCGAAGCUGGUUUGGAGGAGGGCUCUGGAAGCCCAAGAAUCCACACUCUUUGGAGCACCUCAAGUAUUUGUACAAUGUCCUAUCAAGGAAUCAGACUGUGUUUGAGAAUAAUAGAGGAUUAUUGGUAGAGAUUCUCCGUUCUAUAGCUGAAAUUUUAAUAUGGGGUGACCAAAAUGAUAGUAGUGUAUUCGAUUUCUUUUUGGAGAAAAACAUGCUUUCAUUCUUUUUACGAAUUAUGAAACAAAAAUGUGGAAGCUAUGUAUGUGUUCAAUUGCUACAGACACUGAAUAUAUUGUUUGAAAAUAUACGUAAUGAGACUUCCUUAUAUUACUUGCUCAGUAAUAAUCAUGUAAACAGUAUAAUAGUGCACAAAUUUGACUUCAGUGAUGAAGAGGUGAUGGCAUACUACAUCAGUUUUUUAAAGACCUUGAGCUUGAAGUUGAAUGCUCAUACUAUUCAUUUCUUUUAUAAUGAGGUAAACGAGGUACACGUGAUAAUUCUCUGUGUCUAUUUUUUCACUGUAGCUAAUCUCAUGUCCAUUAAUUUUAAUAGUGGCUGCCUGAGAUAUAUAUAUUUAUUCUUUUGAUCUAACAUUAAAAGCUUUAUAUAUGCCUAUAGUGUUUAAUCAGUUAAUAUUAUCUCCAUUAUUGUGAUCAUUGAUUCAUCUUCAUUUUUUAAGUUGCACUAAACACGUAUAAAAAAAGGAUAUUGUUUAAUUUGAUUUUGUUAUCAGCACCUAUACCGUCGAUGGCACUGCUAUACUGACAUGUAGCCAAAUAUGAGUUACGUCUCACGUCGUAAACGGUUAAAAUGGUUAUCCACCGCAGUCCGACAGUCCAAUAGUCAAUGACUAAUAUGUAUUGUACUUUUUUCUUAUUGAUUCCUAUUCUACGAUGUAUACAAAAAAUUUUAGACAGACGAGGAAUAAAUUCAAAUUUUCAGUGUUGUCAGAUCGUUUGUUGUAUUCUCCUGGAUCAAUAUUGCGAAUUAACAAUUGUCAUCAGUAAUGUAUAGAACAUCGCUUUAUUGGCAAUUAAAGAAUUCAUUUAAAUUAAUUAUUAUUGAUGUUAAAAUAGUCGACGGGCUUUAAUGUUUGUACUCGAUUAAAAAUAAGACGCGCAAUAAAUUAAUAAAAGGAUUAUUCAGGUACCAA